CACAUCAGCAGAAGCAGAAAUGUCUGAUCAGAACAUCCACAAUGCUGGCUUCACUUCCUCUGGGAUCAAAGGAGAAUCACUUGCUUCAUCAAUGAUGUGCCGUGAAGCAAAAGCAUCUGGAGGAGGUGUGCAUUCUGGAGGCCCUACUUCAAGUCUCCAAGAAAUGGGUGCCAGAGGCUCAGCACAUUCAUCAGGUUUUACCACCAGUGGGAUCUCUGCUGGAUCCCGGGCCUCCAAGAUGAUGUCUCAGGAGGCCAAAUCCCAUGGAGGUGGAACUCCCAGGGGUGGUACAACUUCCACUGUCCAGUCCAUCUCAAUGGGAGGCAAAGGUGGAAGACACUAAACAGGAGAAAAACACCAGUCUGGAAGCAAGCUUUGCAAGCACUUCAUCCUGUACAAACUCUCAUUGUACAAGUUCUCCCCUUUGUUGCUC
This is a messenger RNA of Calypte anna (Anna's hummingbird), 433 nucleotides long. Its product is annotated as interferon alpha-inducible protein 6-like. Gene Ontology annotation, cellular component: membrane. NCBI's taxonomy places the organism in Eukaryota, Metazoa, Chordata, Aves, Apodiformes, Trochilidae. The transcript has 3 exons. The record is from RefSeq and is a predicted model, not a curated record. The coding region runs from base 20 to 343 and encodes 107 amino acids.